Schistosoma margrebowiei is the source of this 1344-nucleotide messenger RNA. NCBI's taxonomy places the organism in Eukaryota, Metazoa, Platyhelminthes, Trematoda, Strigeidida, Schistosomatidae. The record is from the annotation of a GenBank genome assembly.
AAGUAUUGUUUUCAAUGGACUGAUGUGAUCUAAUCUACAUCCACAUAGAUCUGUUAAUUUCUUAUGACUUUCUAUUUGUAUACAGUAAUCUACAUGUCAAUACAGAAAAGUCAAAACAUUCUUACAGUCGUCAUUAUUAUGUUGGUCAGACAAAUCGAAUAGGACUUCGUUUAGAAGUUAUAUUUACAUAUUGAACUAUGAUGAAAUCGUCUAACAGAAGUUUUAUUACAAUGAAAUUCAAGUGUAAAAGUGUAAAUGCUGAAUCCCUAUCUAAACAGUUUGUGCCAUUUUGAUUUGAAUCAAUCAAAUAGAAACAAUACACCAUUGACAGUCUAUAAAGAGGUAUUUGCAGGCAACAAACUGCUUGUUCGUAUUUUUGAGUAGCAAGUUAAUCAACCGUGUAUUACGAAGUACGGUUAAUCACAUUCAAGAGAAGUUUGAUCAACAGGGGUCAGGAAUAUAAAACAACGGUGGAUAAACUCCAGCUCAGGUUCUCAAUAGAUAGAAGAAUAUUGAAUAACGAUCAGUUAUUCCCCCACCAUGAUUGGUCAGUAAUGAACGUAAUGAACGAAAUUUGACCUUCACUGUCACUUUGAAUCAUCGAAUCAGAAUAAAACAACCAAACACCCAAUAAAUCUAUAUAUACCAGACAAUUUUUAGUGAAAUUUCAUUAACUGCUUUGAAGAAGAUGAUGAGAUUCAAUUCUCCAUCUGAUCUGUUCAUUCGAAUUUCUUUGAUCUUGAACCUGUUUUCUGUGUUCUGUAUCUGCGAUGAAAUUUGUAAACAACCGGAUUGGGUGAACUUUACAAAAGUGAUUUUUAUGAAUGAAUCAUAUCGAUAUUCACAUCACUAUUAUUACUCACAAACCAUUAAUCUCAAACAGCCUCAUCCAUUUGUGAAUGGCAGUUUCAAGAUAUUCGAAGAGGAUAAACCUAUUAAACCAGAAUUCCCGUUAAAAUAUUUUGAAAGUCAAGUCAGUAAAUUUGAAUUUUUGUCUAUUGGUUAUUUAGAUAUAUAUAAAAACGACAAGAUAAUUGGACAAAUCUCGAAUAAUUUAGGAAGAUUAUUGUCAGGUCAACUUUUGAAUGAGAAGAAUACACCCAUAGUAACUAAUCUGUUAUAUCCGAAUGGGAAGAUAUCUAUCUAUUAUGAGAACAUUCUUUCGGAAAUUAACGAAAGAGGGACGGUGUGCGGAAUCCAUGGAUCCUUUCAAUGUGAAACAGGUGAUACAGAACAUGAGAUAGCUGUACCUGCAGAAUGGAUCAAAAAUGGCACAUUAGUGGAGUAUGAAGUCAUCGGCGCAAUUUGUCCAAUACACCAUUCAAGUGAAGCAUGUCUGAACGC